Salvelinus sp. IW2-2015 is the source of this 851-nucleotide messenger RNA. The record is from RefSeq and is a predicted model, not a curated record. Lineage: Eukaryota; Metazoa; Chordata; Actinopteri; Salmoniformes; Salmonidae.
AUGAUUCAUGUGCUCCAGUCCUACUGCAUUAUCUCUACAGGGGUUCGUAUCACCUGCACCAACCAGACAGGAGAAGGCAAAUGCACCCAGAUCGAGAAAGAGACAGAGGUUUUGCGGAAGGAGAUCAGGGUGCCCUGUAAGGACAAGGUUCAGCUGAGUGGGAGGGUGAGGAGGCUGCAGGAACAGCAUAGAGAGAAGGCUGAAGAUGGGCUGUGCUACAGAUGUUUCAGAGCCAAGACCAGCCCUGGAGAGAACCAGAGUGCUAAGGAGGAGCUGAAGAAAGAGAAGCACGCCACUGAUGAGAAGUACAACUUCGAAGUGCUUCAACAACACACCGCACUGCAAAAACAGAGACUCAUCGUUCCACUGAAUCUCCACCUCAGGCUCACGGCMGUCRGCGAGAACGUUCUUAUGGAGAACCUUGAGAUCUUAAAAAAUAAUGGCUUUGAUUUUGUGCUAUGUGUUCCAGCUCAGGUGAUGGAGCGGGUGAAGCUUGUGUCCCUGCCCACAAGUAAGAACUGGACAUUUGGUCUGAGGGACAUCGAGGAGCUCAUCUUCAUGUUGAUUGACASCCCGGGGGUUAUGUGUCGGCAGUCUCGUGUCAGGCAGAUGUUUGCCUCCAGGGCCUGCAGGAAGUCGGUGAUGAUUGGUACAGCUUUGAGCACCAGUGAGAUGAAGAAGUUGGGUCAUAUGGGGGAGAUAGAGCAGCCAUGGAACUGUCCACAUGGCAGACCCACUAUGAGACACCUUGCUAACUUGAACUUCAUCUCAUGACUGAUCAACCCAGUUGGACCGGCUCAACUGAAUACCUCUCAAAAGUUUUGGCCUGCUCCUAUAUCUCUGAAAAUACA